Seminavis robusta is the source of this 1629-nucleotide messenger RNA. Lineage: Eukaryota; Bacillariophyta; Bacillariophyceae; Naviculales; Naviculaceae. The record is from the annotation of a GenBank genome assembly.
AUGAUGAAGGUGCUGUGGACCUUUGCAACGGUGCUGGUGUCGCUUCUUCAUGAGGUUGACGCUCAUGGUCACCACCAUCACCACCAUGAUCAUGAUCAUCACGACCACGACGACGAAGAAAAAAGGUAUUACCGCCGUCGAACGCUGGUAGGAGCAGACGACCGAUGGUUUGGAGGAGACGACCGAACGUUUGGAAACAACGGUGAAUUCACUAAAUUCAAAGACUACUUUUUCUCGGGAGCAUUUGCAACGGAUGGAUCUCGCUGUGGUACCACUGUCACUGAGGAACAAAAAGAAAAGAGUCAAGAAGCCUACCAAGAAUGGUUGAGGCGGAAUCCACGCCCCAUGGACAUUAUUUCGGAACAAGUUGUGACAAUCGAUGUGUACUGGCAAAAUAUCCAGGCAAGCGAUGGGACCGGUGGAAGUUCCACCGAGAUGAUUAACGAUUCCAUCGAUGUCCUGAACGAGGCAUAUGCCGACAGUGGCUUUCAAUUCAAUCUGGUUGCCACGAUCGACACGGCGAAUGAUGCCUACCAUACGGCGAGUGUCAACACUCCCGAAGAAUUCGCCAUGAAGGAAGAAUUGCGUCGGGGAGACUGUACCAGCUUGAAUGUCUACUCGAACGCGCAGCAAGGCUUGCUUGGCUGGGCGACGUUUCCCAGCGAUUGCGAUUUUUUCCAAGAGGAUGAUGGAGUGGUGAUUGACUACCAAACAUCCCCCGGUGGCACCACGUCGCCUUAUAAUCUUGGAGAUACCUUGGUUCAUGAGGUGGGACACUGGAUGGGUUUGUACCAUACCUUUCAGGAUGGAUGCGUAGGCGAUGGAGACUUUGUCGAUGAUACGCCACCAGAAGCGGAACCAGACUAUGAUUGUGAAAUGAAUCGCGACUCGUGCGGGGAUGGACUUCCGCAGGACGACGUUACGAAUUACAUGAACUACGGAAAUGACCUUUGCUUGAAUCAUUUCACACCUGGACAAAACAUUAGGAUGCGGGCUCAGUGGGAAAUGUUUAGAGGUUCUGCUGUCGCCACUCCUGUACCAAGUGUUGCUCCAGUAGCAGCUCCUGUUCCUGCUCCUGUAGCGGCUCCUGUUGCAGCUCCUGUAGCGGCUCCAGUUGCUGCCCCUGUGGCUUCCCCUGUGGCUUCCCCAGUUGCUGCCCCGGUUGCUGCCCCUGUUGCUGCCCCUGUUAUGGCUCCCGUUCCGGCUCCUACUGACGCUCCUAUUCCAGCACCGGUCCCAGCGCCAACACGAGGACCGUCUCCGGCCCCAAUCCCAGCACCCAGUCCUGCCCCAACUCCUGCCCCUGUAGCUCCUGGAGAUUGCCCCGCUGGAUUUUCAAAAUAUAGAUUGAGCCUGACAACUGAUCGAUUUGGAAAUGAAGUUCGUUGGACUCUCCGAUACAAAUGCUACGGAACCACUGCACUGAGUGGUGGUCCAUACGCAAACAGUCAAACGUUUACUGCGGAAAAAUGCCUUGAAAGCGAUGAGCAGUUCGAAUUUACCAUUCAAGACGAUUCUUGUGAUGGCCUCUGCUGUACUUAUGGUAACGGGCGCUAUUCCAUGACAUUUGAUGGCACACCUGUUGCAAUGGAAAAGUUUCCGUUCAGCAAAAGGGUACCACUCACAUGA